Messenger RNA from Racocetra persica, 203 nucleotides. The record is from the annotation of a GenBank genome assembly. NCBI's taxonomy places the organism in Eukaryota, Fungi, Glomeromycota, Glomeromycetes, Diversisporales, Gigasporaceae.
AUGUCUUUAGUGGAUACCAUUCCUUCGAUAAUUGUUGUAACAGUUAGUAGCAUAUUAUUAAUUUUACAAACUAUUCACAAUCGAAAAAAGUAUGUUGAAAUACCAUCAGACGAGGUUUCUGAUAAUAUAAUCACUAGUGCGCGCUUCUCAACUGUAAAAAGAGAUGUCGUCAAACUUGGGAUUACGAUACUGCAGGCUGGAUU